Helobdella robusta is the source of this 996-nucleotide messenger RNA. RefSeq lists its product as hypothetical. Gene Ontology annotation, biological process: signal transduction; endocytosis; peptidyl-serine phosphorylation. The record is from RefSeq and is a predicted model, not a curated record. The transcript has a single exon. Gene Ontology annotation, cellular component: nucleus; cytoplasm. Bases 1 to 996 code for a protein of 331 amino acids. Gene Ontology annotation, molecular function: protein serine/threonine kinase activity; ATP binding. Lineage: Eukaryota; Metazoa; Annelida; Clitellata; Rhynchobdellida; Glossiphoniidae.
AUGGAUGCAGAAGAGAGUGAUUACACUGAUGAUGACGAUCAGUUUUCAAUUGAUUUUAACGAAAGUCAAACAAUAGAUGACGAUAAAAACCUGUCUGUCAGUAAAAACUAUCCCUUCAUCGAAGAAUUUGAAAUCAACCUGAUUGAAAAAACUGAACGAUUGCAAAUACGAAAAAUACUCGGAAGCGGGUCAUUUGGCAGCGUGUACCUGGCUUCCUGCCUCUCUAACUACAAAAAUGUUGCCGUGAAGAUAGAGUUGUUAGGAAGAAAUUGUGAAAUAUUUCGCGAACAUUACUGUUACAAAGUAUUACAAGGCGUUAAGGGAAUACCGAAGGUCUAUUGGUCUGGUUGCAUCGGUCUGUCUCGAGUCCUAAUUAUAGACCUGUUAGGGCCGAGCCUGUGCGACCUGCACACCAAAUGCAAUCGCAGGUUUUCGUUGAAGACCACACUAAUGUUGAUAGACCAGUUGCUCGAAACUAUAGAAAGUGUUCACGAUUGUCUCAUAAUACAUCGAGACAUAAAACCAUCAAACUGCGUGAUGGGACUCAACCAAAAUCGAUCCAAGUUAUACAUCAUUGAUUUUGGGAUUGCAAUAGAUUGCCACGAAUCGGCAUACGAACAAAUGAACGGUCAAAACUCAUUUUGUGGUACUUUACAAUUCAGCAGUAGAAACGCACUGCAAUGUAAACCACAGAGUCAGAGAGAUGACUUAGAAUCGAUCGGUUAUACGAUGUUGUACCUAAUGAACCAGACACUUCCCUGGUCAGACUAUUCAGAUAUCGAAACAAUUCUAGACAGCAAACUCAACACAUCCGUCGAAGAAAUGUGCUGCGGCCUCCCAAAUGAAUUCUCACAAUACUUCAAUUAUUGCUACUUGCUUAACUUCCUCGAGAAACCAAACUACACGUACUUAAAGUCAAUAUUUCGUGGCCUAUUUCGAGCACAUGGCUACCAAAGCGAUUACAUUUACGACUGGACCAGAAAAAUUUACAGUUGA